AUGUUUGAUCUAGAUAUGGCAAUGUCUGAGCAAGCACCAUCAUCUCGUAGUAGUUCACGUUUAGCAAAACUUUCAUCAAAUAUGUUUUUUACUCGACAUGUAGCACAUCCACAACGUUGUAAACAUAUUGAAGGACUUAAUGGUGCGAUGAUCUGUGCUGUAAAUGAUGAUCCUUCUCUUAUUCGUUCUGCAUCGAGUGCACUUAGUUUUAACAUGAGUAAUUUACCUACUCUUCCGUCUUCACGGCGUGUUGAACGAUUAGUUCCGAAUACAGGCUUUUGGAGUACACAUGGCAUUGUUAAUGAUACUGAAAAUUGGAAACGAGAAUUAGCAUCUUUAGCAAAUGCUAGUGGACUUGGACUUGAAAAAGAAGAUCGUAAACAGAAUAAACCAGCAACAGCUGAUCCACAUGCUUCACGUUCCGGUGCACAUUAUUCAACACGAACAGGUCGAUUCAACGAAGGAACUGCAAAAUCAAGAGGACGUACAGGUUCGAAACAUUCGACAGCAUAUUCAGAUACGUUAUUUAAUGUACCUGAAAGUGAACGAGAAAUGUGGAUGUUACAAGUACUUUGUCAACUACUUGGUACAAGUGAUUUAGAAGAUGUUCAAUCAUGGCUCAUAUCAGCUUCACAUACUGAAAAAGACCAAGCUCGUACAAUGAUUAAUUCUGCACUUCGUGGUUUGAAAGAAUCAGAUCGUUCAUCCGAUCAAUCUCAACAACCAGUUGAUCUCGAUUCAUUAUCAGAAUUUGUUGAAAAACAAAAAGUAGAAGGAAAACAAGCAUCGCAAAAAUUCAUUAAAGAAUCUCUGAAUCGUCCUGUACAUUCUUUACAACCAAUCAAUGAAGAAUCAAAUAAUGAUGCUAAUAGUUCACCCGAUCCAUUAAUCAAUGCUGCAUUAAAAAAACAAUCAACUUUACCAUUAGUAAAUACAACAACAUAUCAAAUAUCUUUUCCUAAUUAUAAUCAAAGUCCAGCUUCAUCAUUAGAAGCAAUUACAUCAAGUAAUAGAAAUAAUAUUCAUAAUGAAAAUGAACAAAAUCAAUAUAAUCAUGAUGAUAAUGAAGAACAAAUUGAAACAAUACGACUCGAUGAUGAUGUUCAACGAACUCGUUCACCACCAGUUUCAAAUACAAAAAAACAAACACCAUUACAACGAUCAUCAUCAAAUCAUAAACAACGUCGUUUUGAUUCAUUUCAAUUAAAUGAUAAUAAUACUGAAAAUAAACGAAAAGAAACAGGUAUUUCAUCGAAUAAAACAAUUGAAUCAUCUAAUGAAGAUGAUGAUGUUAAAGCACGUCGAAUCCGAGAUUUACAAAAUAAAUUAUCACAACAAGAAGAAGAUUCGAAAAAACAAAUAGAUGAAUUACAAACGAGACAAUCACGUCUUGAAAAUGCGUUGAAAUUAAUUGUUAAACAAACUGCAUAUGGUAAACGUCGUAAAGAAAAUAAUACCGGUAGUGACAAAAAUCCUGAUGGAUCUCUUGCUAAUAUUGAUUCACAGAAAGAAAAUGAUCAUUUUGAAAUCAAUUCACAAAACUCAUCGAAUUUUACUAAGAGUCGAGAUGAAAAUCGAUCAAAUAAAUCAUUUGGUGGUGUAUGGAAACCCGAUGCAUCAGUACUUCAUCGUAUGCAAGGAAAUUAA
Adineta steineri is the source of this 1647-nucleotide messenger RNA. The record is from the annotation of a GenBank genome assembly. NCBI's taxonomy places the organism in Eukaryota, Metazoa, Rotifera, Eurotatoria, Adinetida, Adinetidae.